Molecule: messenger RNA, 1274 nt
Organism: Entrophospora candida
Lineage: Eukaryota; Fungi; Glomeromycota; Glomeromycetes; Entrophosporales; Entrophosporaceae
Source: the annotation of a GenBank genome assembly
AUGUCAAUAUAUACCCCUGAAUCCCCCUUCGAGGGCGUUAACAGCACCUUCUUUCACCAUGGACACAACGCUGAGAGCGUUAAAGAAUAUAAUUAUAAAAUUCGUGACGAUAGUGUAAGACCAAGAGAAUUUCUCGGAACAGAUAAUGAGGAUGGAAUAGAAUCUAUACUUGAAGAUUGUAAUGGACAUUCCUUACAUGAGUAUAUUGAUGGAGAUGAUCCACUCCGUCUUUUUAUCGAUUUUGAUUUACCUAUUGAAUGUCUCAAUAAAAUAGAACCUAAAAUUACACCUAUAGAGAGGCGAAAUUUACUUUGCCGUACCUUUAAAGAAGUUUGCGUAGAGAUAUAUCCAGAUUGGGAUAGAAACACUUUGACUAUUGCCAGUAGUAGCGAUUCGAAAAAAAUAUCACUACAUAUUUCGACUUUCGGUCUCCGACUCAAAAAUAUUUCCAAAGUUGCAAAAUUUACUGAACUUGUACGAAAAAAAGCUUCCAAUAGAACACCAAAAUUCAUUGAAGAAACUAAAGAACAUGUACGAGUAAAGAAAGCUCUCUACCCAAAAGAUGAAUACGUUUUUAAUUUUAUGAUUCAUCCUCCUCAUGAUGAUUCACCAAUUGUGGAUAGUCUGAUUUUAGAUGUUCCAGAAGAAAAGACAAUGAAAACUAAUGAAAGUGAUUCCAGUGGUUUUGGAGCUGAAUUGGAAUACGUGAAAAAACUACUCAAUUUACAAAAUAUUGAUGGUUUUGAAGUUUUAUAUCCAGGGCCCACUCAUCCAAAUAUAUUUACUUUAAGACGUAAAUCAGCUUCUAAUUAUCAAGAAACUCCUUCAGGUGUAAAAAAACCAUCAUUAAAACUUGUAAUUAAUGAAACAGUUGAGGAUCAAGAAAAAACUCUUCCAAUACCAGAAAAAAUAGAACAAUCCAGAAUUUCAGACCCAAAUGAUCAUUUCAUAUGGGGUGAUUUACUUUGUAUAUGUAUGUCUAAGAAAAAGUUUAUGUGUGAUGAGGCAUAUAGUGCAAUCCAAGCAACAAUAGCAUGUGUUGAGCAGAGAAAACUAACCUGGAUAGUUAAACUUAAAAAUUCUGAUGGUCUUUAUUUUGAUAUGGGACCUACACCAGCACCAGAAAUUAAUAAAGAAUUUAUGGAUCCUAUCCUUUGGCACAUAAAAAAUGUAAUUUGUGAUGAAAAUAAUGAACUUAUCAAAUAUAUCUGGAACUGGUGGGCAUUCUUAGUGCAAAAACCAGAAAAAAAACCUUGUUCAAUCUGUGUAUUAAA